Messenger RNA from Balaenoptera ricei (Rice's whale), 2081 nucleotides. RefSeq names its product COMM domain containing 7 (gene COMMD7). Gene Ontology annotation, biological process: tumor necrosis factor-mediated signaling pathway; negative regulation of DNA-templated transcription. The record is from RefSeq and is a predicted model, not a curated record. Lineage: Eukaryota; Metazoa; Chordata; Mammalia; Artiodactyla; Balaenopteridae. Gene Ontology annotation, molecular function: NF-kappaB binding. The transcript has 9 exons. Bases 101 to 703 code for a protein of 200 amino acids.
GCGAAAGUGCGGCUGCGGAAGCGCGGCGAGGCCGGCGGCGCGAAGGAGGAAGUCCGGGGAGGCGCGGGAGCUGGGGGGUCUGCGGCGCCGAGCGGACGCCAUGGGCCGCCUGCACUGCACGCAGGACCCCGUGCCCGAGGCCGUGGGCGGCGACAUGCAGCAGCUGAACCAGCUGGACGCACAGAAGUUCUCAGCCCUGACGGAAGUACUCUUCCACUUCCUAACUGAGCCAAAAGAGGUGGAAAGGUUUCUGGCUCAGCUCUCUGAAUUUGCCACCACCAACCAGAUCAGUCUCGGUCCCCUCAGAAGCAUCGUGAAGAGCCUCCUCCUGGUUCCAAAUGGUGCCUUGAAGAAGAGUCUCACAGCUGAGCAGGUCCGGGCUGAUUUCAUAACUCUGGGUCUCAGUGAGGAGAAAGCCACUUACUUUUCUGAAAAGUGGAAACAGAAUGCCCCCACCCUUGCUCGAUGGGCCAUAGGUCAGACUCUGAUGAUUAACCAGCUUAUAGAUAUGGAGUGGACAUUUGGAGUGACGUCUGGGAGCAGCGAACUGGAAAAAGUGGGAAGUAUUUUUUUACAAUUAAAGUUGGUGGUUAAGAAAGGAAAUCAAACUGAAAAUUUAUACAUAGAAUUAACCUUGCCUCAGUUCUACAGCUUCCUGCACGAGAUGGAGCGAGUCAGAACCAGCAUGGAGUGUUUCAGCUGAUUUCUGUCCCCCUGCAUCUCCACCUCACACCCCCACCCGCCCCCUCCUCCUCCCCGGUGACUGCUCAGAGAGACCUCUCGCUCCCAGGCCUGUGGCCGCUCCUUUGGGCCUGCUUGCCUCUUGGGAGCCCAGGUGCAAAGGUUUCUGAAAAACAAAGGAUUAAGUACUUAAGGAGCCUGACAGGCUGGUCCUGAAGAGUCUUUGUUGAGGGACCCUCCUCGACCUAUCUCCCAGGUCACCGUUUAGAUAUUCAGAGAAAAGAUUGCAUCUCAGAUGCAGGGGAGGAAAUAAGUUGAGUCACCUCCCUUUCAAAGUUCCAGAGUAAACAAAUGGUCUAUCGCUCAAGAUACGCACUGAUGACCUUCCCCGCCAAAGAACAAGGGCUUGUUUAUGGCUGAGGAAGAGGUGGACUCCGUGAAUGACACACGGGGGAGCCCCCAGCGGAGUUUGUAUGUUUGUGGUGGUGGUGCUUUGCUGAUCAGUCUUUAGUGGACACCUGUGUAAGAAUACAUGCUGGGUCUGCUCUGAAAAAAACUAAGGCUUCACUUCAGGUUUUGCCCUGUUGUGUGUAAUGAGGUGGGCCUUUUUUUUUUUUUUUUUUGAGGUGGGCCUUUUGAGGCUAUUUCAGCUUGUUUUGGUUCAAGCUGACCUUCUCUGGUGGUUAGAAGAAGAAUAAAAAAAGUUCUGAAGAACAGGUCUGCAUCUGGUCGUCUCUAUGCAUGGAUUAAAGAGUCACCUGCCUUGCAGAGAGCUAGUGCUCUUAUCUUCAGAAAUUAUCUUCCUGAUUUUGGUGAGGGCCCUGGGUCUUCAGUGAAAUUCACCGUGGUCCAAAGUGGGAAUUCGUAAGAGCAGUUCAGGGGAAACUCAGGUUAAAAACUUCAUAAAAAGCGGAGUGGAUGAAUGCUUUGUGUUCAGAUGACUUUAGUACCACCUUGGCACGUAAGUUCUCCUCCUCCUACCUCUCCCCUUCCCCUCAGAAAUUUUUAAAACUUUUGAGUAGAUUAUACAUGCCCAUGAUUCAAAAAAUACAUUGUAGAGUAAUUCCUUCUCCCGCCCCAUUCCCCACUUACCUAGUUCUCCUCCCCAGAGGGAACACCUGUCAUGAGUUUAUUCUGUGUUCAUGCAUUUGCAAAUACACAGGCACUGAGUUUGACUUUUCUUCCCACACAAAUGGUAGCAUACUGUACACACUGCGUCCUGCACCUCGCUUUUUCCCACAACUUGGAAAUCAUUGCACAUCAGAACAGAGAGAGCAGCCUCAUUUUUUAUAACAAAUGGAUGAUUUAUUUAACCGCUUUCUUGCUGAUGGGUGUUUGGGUUGUUUCCAUUCUUCUUCUUCUUUUGUUUUUUUAAUAAAUUUAUUUAUUUUAUUUAUUUA